Molecule: messenger RNA, 2196 nt
Organism: Trifolium pratense (red clover)
Lineage: Eukaryota; Viridiplantae; Streptophyta; Magnoliopsida; Fabales; Fabaceae
Product: replication protein A 70 kDa DNA-binding subunit D-like
Exons: 4
Coding region: 1326-1580 (84 amino acids)
Biological process (GO): DNA replication; meiotic cell cycle; double-strand break repair via homologous recombination
Cellular component (GO): DNA replication factor A complex; nucleus
Molecular function (GO): damaged DNA binding; single-stranded telomeric DNA binding
Source: RefSeq, a predicted model, not a curated record
GAAAACACUCUCUCUCUCGACAAACAGGUCUCGCCCUCAAGAACAAAAGCGAAUCUCACAACGAACAAAACCCUCACCCUCACUCACCAAAAGCGAACGAUCGAUUCGAAACUCUCUCAAUCGAAAUCCCUCACUCGUCCUCUCGUCGUCUCUCACUCAUCCUCUCUGGAACCCAAACUUGAUCGAUCUGAGGACGACCCAGAUAGAAAUUGGAUCCGAUUAUUGGAUCUGAAUCUGAUGGUGUGCGAUUGGAUGAAAUGGGUCACGCUAUUCUUAUUGUUAUCGUUCUGGAAUUUUGGUGCUAGGGUUAUUGUGGAUGUGAGGCUGCAUAUUCAUAAACGACGAUGCAGCUUCACUUCUCGCCUAAUAUGAGAAGUAUCACAAUAUCGAGCACAAACAAUGGGUUUAUUGACUUAAUGAAGAUCAAGGUCGCAGCUCGCCAUACUUCCUAUCGAACCCUUUUUCAUACCAUUCUUAUAUUAGCUUUCUUAUUUCCUUGUGUAUUCAUUCUCACUGCUCUUGUACUUUUUACGAUCUAUCUUUCAACCCUUUUUUUAUCUCAUAAUCAUGUAAUCUAUUUAGUUAUGAUUGAUUGCUUUUUUGUUAUCGUUAGGAGGCUGGUUAAGGUACCAAUUGCUUAUAAAUUCAUAGUAUCAUUCUGAUUGCGUAUUAGGCUGAGCUGUUUGUUACUUGUCAAAUUAAUGAUAGUGAUUAUCUUGUGCACAUGGUAUUAAAAUUUUAUUUUUUUAUUAUGAAUUAGGAUCUAAGUGUUAUUGAUUAAAAUAAAUGGAGUUAAAAGUUAGAGAGUCAUUUAGCGUAUCAUAUGAGUAACUUUGGCAUCAAAAGAACUGUGUUGUGGUUUUCUUGGUCAGAAAGAAUCAAGUUUGCCUAGUUUGGGUCUAGGGGUUCUGGUUAUUGAUCAGAUUAAUCUUGUUGAUAAUUAGAUCUAGGGUUUUUUAAGUUAGUUGCUGCCAUGUUUGCAUUGUGGCUAUUAUGAGUUAGUUGCCCGGGCUGGCUAAUUGUCACGUGGUUUGCAUUUUGCAAUCGGUGCGUGUGAUGUGAUUGUGGCGGUGACCAUUGCAACCUAGAUGCUGAGGCUGUAUCAUGUGAUGCGGUCUGCAAUUUAAUGCCUUGAUUACAUAUGAUGUGGCAAAUGAUUAUGAGAUGACACUGAAUGAGAAUUCUGAGGUGGAAGAGGUUCCUAAGAAGCUGGGUUUGUUCCAGAGACAAAAUUCAGUUUUGUCCCAAUUGAUCAAUUGGGUCCUCAUGUCAAUAAGCCUGAUCUUGUUGAUGUUGUUGGAGUUGUUAAGAGUGUGUCUUCAACGAUGAGCAUUAGAAGGAAGAGCAACAAUGAGAGUGUUGCAAAGCGUGACAUUACUAUUGCUGAUGAAAGCAAGAAGACAGUUAUUGUGUCUUUGUGGGGUGAUCUUGCAACUAACACAGGACAAGAGUUACUUGACAUUGCUGAUAAAUCCCCAGUAGUUGCAAUCAAAUCCCUCAAAGUUGGGGACUUUCAAGGUGUUUCAUUGUCAGCUAUAAGCAAAAGUUUAGUUCUGAUAGGAAGACAUUUGUAUACUUAGUAGUGAAUGAAUGAUGAUAUAUAGGCUGCUGUGCAUAUUGUUGUGCUUGUUUUUUUGCUGCUGUGGAUGGAGGUAUCAUAUUUUUCUUUAUCGACGUUGUCUCUGCUAAGGUUGUAUUUUUCUAUGUAAUGAAUUUAUAUUUUUCUAUGAGACUCAUAGUUUAGUGCAUUUAGCUAAGUAGUUAAUGACAAUUGUAUACUUAGUAGUGAAUGAAUGAUAGGAAGAUAUUUGUAUACUUAGUAGUGAAUGAAUGAUGAUAUAUAGGCUGCUGUACGUGCAUAUUGUUGUAUACUUAGUAGUGAAUGAAUGAUGAUAUAUAGUCUACCUGAUGUCAAUUAUAUAGACAUUUGUAUAUAGUCCCACGGCAUUAACAGAGGAGGAGUUGUAUGAUUUGCGAGACCGCUGGGCAACUUGUUUUCUUCAACUAUAUAAUCCCGAGGUAGAUUAUGAUGAUGCCGACGAGAAAGAUUAGGAGCUAGCUAGGUUUGUGUGAAGUUACAAUGGACUAGUUAUGAUGAUGUUUUAAUUUGUAUUUUGGAUGGAUUAGUAUUAAUUAUUAUGAUGUUUUGUAUUUUGGAUUACAAUGUGGUUGUACUUUAAUGACAUUAUUACUAUA